ACAUCACGAUUGGUUAGGAAUCGAGCCUGAGCAAACUUCGCACGUUGCAUCGAUCGUAUCGAUACAUCUUGUUUACUGUGCGUUGGAAAUUCUCGCAGCUUUUCUUACUUACGUUGUUUGCUGUGCGCUCGCGUGUCGCGUUACAUUCGAAUUUAUGCGGGUGUGUUCCCGAUACCCGCUGGCCGCGUACUUCUUCCUACAUUCCACACUCCGUAGUGCGGUAAUGGAAACACCGAGGAAACAUCCGAAUCCAGAGUUGCUUCAGUAUUUCUCCUCCCUAUUGUCUUCUACAUGAUCCCCAAUAAAACUGCGAGUUUCGGUCGUGUCAUCGAAGCGUCGAGGUAAUAACGAGGUGCCCACCAUGGAAAACAAAAGUAGCAACAAUUUCAUCAGUUACGUGGGAUUGGAGGAGCACGAGAUGCAGACUUUCAAUUCCAGUCGACGUAAUUCGUUGGUCGAGAACGGUAUAAAAUUAUUACCGGGAGAGGUUCUCAUCGCUGAAGCACAAAGUGUCCUUAUGUUCUCGCCUGUCAGUGACCUGAAACAAGGUAUAUCCGGCAACCUGUCAGUGACCAAUUUCAAACUUACGUUUGUCACCAGCGAUGACUUGUCAAACGAGGAGGAUAUUACUCACCAGCAGAAUCAUUUGUAUGGAUAUACGGAUACCUGCCUGACAAAUAUCGAUGAAAUUUACAUAAUGGGUGACAAGAAAAAAAAACUAGUCCCUGGUAGUACAGUACCAUCGAAAGUAAAAGGAAUAUUUAUUGUUUGUAAAAAUCUAAGAACGUGGUCCUUCUCUUUUAAAUUUUCGCCACUUGGACAUGGCAAGAAUCUUCUGACCGCGUUACUGCAUCAUGCCUUUCCUAGGAGACAUCAACUGUUAUUCGCCUACGAUUACAAAGAGGCUUACUAUAGUAGUCUUGACAAAAAUGUCCAAUUAUUUCGGGACAUCGCAGACUGGCAAAACGAAUUGAAAAGAACAUUACGCAGCGAUGAAAUAAGAAAGGGUUGGAGAUUAUCCAUGGUUAAUGCGAAAUUCCAGCUUUCUCCUAGUUUAUCGCAAUACGUAAUUGUGCCUGCAUCUGUGACAGACAGACAAUUAACAGAUGCUGCUAAACACUUUCAAGGUAACAGACCGCCCGUGUGGUCCUGGACGAACGCACACGGUGCAGCUUUAGUAAAAAUGCCGGAAUUAUUACCAACAAUUACCGAGAGGAUGCACGAAAAUAUUAUGUUCGAGAAUAUUCGUAAGAGCCAUCCGCAGAAGAAUCCUCCAGUUGUUAUCGAAUUGAACAAGGAGAUCAAUUUGAAACUAGUAGCGGCGGCCUUUACCAAAUUUAUUAACUUGUGUUCACCAGAGAACAUCAGACAAUUCUGGAUUCAGGAUAAUAAUUUUUAUUCAUUGCUAGAAACUACAAAAUGGCUGAAAUAUAUCUCGUAUUGUUUGCAAAAAGCAGUCGAAGUUUGUGACCAUCUCAAUUUAGGAAUUUCUGUUAUCUUACAAGAGACCACUGCUAGAGAUUUAUGCUGCAUUAUAUCAAGUUUAGUUCAACUGCUGUUGGACCCUCACUUUCGUACCAUAACCGGCUUUCAAUCGCUAUUACAAAAAGAAUGGGUCGCCGGGGGUCAUCCGUUUUGCGAUAGAUUAGGUCACAUCGUUAAACCAAAUUCGGAAAAGUCUCCACUGUUUCUCCUGUAUCUGGAUUGCGUUUGGCAAUUAACCCAACAAUUUCCGACGGAGUUUGAAUUUACGGAAACGUAUUUGACCACGUUAUGGGAUACGGCGCACGUAUCCAUUUUCGACACCUUUAUCUUUAAUUGCGAAAGAGAUCGAGCAGUGGCAGCUAUGGACCCUAACACACCUCUGGUACUUCGCAGCGUUUGGGACUGGCGAGAGCAGUUCAACGAUCAGGACAUCUUAUUAUUUUACAAUCCCUUAUUUAUCCCUCGCAAUGUGGACAAGGCGGAAGGACAGGAGAGACAAUGCAGGACAAUUAUAAAACCCUUGUACACUAUUUCUAGUUUGGAACUUUGGACGCAAUGCUACUUUCGUUGGAUACCGACCCUCGAAAUACAUAAUGGUGGCCAAAGGCAUAUCGAACUCUACGUUAGACUGCUUCAGAAUGACGUGAAUCAACUUAAAUUAAAUAUAAAUGAUAACCAUGGCUCGUCCGUAAAUAAGAUUGGUACCUACUCUCUUCACACAAAUAUCGAUAGCUUUCACCCCUUUAGUAACAAAAGAUCAGGAAAUCUCGUUAACGCUCCAAUUAUGAAUAGUUCAAUCUUCUUAACGGAGAACCUAUUAGACGCGCAGUCACUAAUAACCGCAACCGACUGAUAGAACGCUAUUUUGAUACCACUCAGGAUGUACCUGAUUACAUUUUUUUCAACACUAAUUUCUAAACGAUUUCCACUAGUGAUGAACUAGUUAAUUUACGAUAUUGAUUAUCGUAUUUUAUCUAGACUUCAGUCAAGGUUUUGUUAAACGAACAUGUACGAAACGGAACGAGAAGUUAUGUUAAAAUUUAUUAGCUUUUAUUGAUGAUUUUUUAAAACAUGUCAGAAAGAUGAUAACGUAAAGAAGAGGAAUGGAUUAUAGAUUUCAAGAAUAUUAUAAAGAUAUAUAUUCUCUGAAAAUCUAUGACAUUCCUAUAUAUAAGUGUGUGUGUGUGUGUGUGUGUGUGUGUGUGUGUGUAUAUAUAUAUAUAUAUACAUUUCUUUUUAAAUUAUUCAUGAUUUUUUGACAUUUUCAACAUAAAUUUUGAUCAGAGGGUAGGAACAUUAAAAUAUGUCUUAAAUUCUUAGUGCAAUGGAGAGCAGCUAAUUUUUUUUAUUUCACGAAACGAUAAAAAUAUCUAUCUCAUCAAUAAAUUUUUAUGUUCUUAUUAAAUUUGUACAACAAGCUAAUGUUACAGAGACAAGUCGAGCUUUAAGAGAUAGUUAUAGAAAAUACGAUACUUGUACAAAUUGCAAUGCAAAUAUAAAGAAACUUAGAUAAUUUUAAUACUUAGGGCGCAUUUACAUUGUUACAAAAACAAAUAAAGUUUAUAGUUGGAUGAAACAUGUUGCAUUAAAUAAGUUUUCUGUAACAAUCUAUGUCAUAAUUUAUACAUAAUUUAUUUUGAGAUAUUGUAAAUACUAUUAUUAAAUAACAUUUAAAUA
Messenger RNA from Ooceraea biroi (clonal raider ant), 3162 nucleotides. RefSeq names its product myotubularin-related protein 10-B. Gene Ontology annotation, cellular component: cytoplasm; membrane. NCBI's taxonomy places the organism in Eukaryota, Metazoa, Arthropoda, Insecta, Hymenoptera, Formicidae. Gene Ontology annotation, biological process: phosphatidylinositol dephosphorylation. The record is from RefSeq and is a predicted model, not a curated record.